Dendronephthya gigantea is the source of this 1892-nucleotide messenger RNA. RefSeq lists its product as uncharacterized. The transcript is spliced from 10 exons. The record is from RefSeq and is a predicted model, not a curated record. NCBI's taxonomy places the organism in Eukaryota, Metazoa, Cnidaria, Anthozoa, Malacalcyonacea, Nephtheidae. The coding region runs from base 1 to 1626 and encodes 541 amino acids.
AUGCAUUUGAAAAGUGUAACUUCAGUUGUGUUCUUUUUAUUUUUCUUCUUAGGCAAAGCGACUCUGUCAGAAUGCCAAGUGCCUGUUGUUAAUCGAAAUGAUAUCGAUAGUUUUUUGGUUAAAGGCGGUUGUUCAGAUGACCCAAAUGUGUGCCCAAGAUCAGCAACAUGUCAUUCGAAGACUGGUCUAUGCUUGUGCGAUAGUCGUAAACCAACAUAUCAAAAUCCGGAGAUCAUAACUGACGGUGCAAUUGGUCUCAAGCAUGGUGCCUCGUAUGGUUGCGUUAAUAACCGGUUUAUCGAUAGUUAUGGUUCUACGUUCUGUCCGUUCAGCCCGUUCCAAAGUAUACCUUACACUCACAACGACAAAGCUACGGAAUUCAGCUACUUGAACGAUGACCCAGACGUUGUAUUGAAGAGUUGUUCAUUCAAAAAAGCUUGGGCAAAGUUUCCAGGCAGCUCUGACGAAAAAGAGCAGCUGUGGUUGAACGAAUCAUUCGUUGACAUCAAAGUGUCAAGGAAAAGCUUGUGUUUCAAGUGGAGAAAAUCAGUCAAAGCUUUACAAGGCACGAUAAUCACAUUCAAUCUCAGAUGUGAUGUUGGUUCAAGUAUUUUGGAACUGAAUUGUUUGCGGGCAAAGGUCGUAGGGACAUGGAUCUCAGUGGAACCAUCAUGUACAAACGUCCCCUGGGAUAGUUCUUUCAACGUGGCUGGUUGGUCAAAAUGUAGUUCAGACAAGUCUUUCAUCAAAGAACUUUAUCGAAGUGCGUCGAGUGGAAGCGAUAAAAAAUCUAAUCUUAAAAGUGCACGUUGCUGUACUUCAAUACCAGUUCUGGACCUGAAGCGAAAAGCGUGUAAAUUUGUGGACUGGUCGACUUCUCUGAACAGAAAUAACCAGUGGAGUCUUAAUUGCCCAUCCGGUUACUUUUUGAACGGAUUACAUCGCACCAGUGGCCAAAAUUUAAGUAACAUCGAGAAAGCGUCUUGCUGUAGACCCGAAGGUCAUCCUGACGAGUGUGGAUUGUGUUAUGAUGAAGAUGUUACAACAUCAUUCAAUCAAGCAGGCUGGUCAGGGUGUUCGAAGGCUGAAGGAUAUUAUAUCACUGGAGUGUACCAUGAUGGUGGUGAAGACCAUCUUAACAACAUCGACAAAUUUCGAUGCUGCCAAAUGGCAAGAGACCGCAUUUCUGUACCGACAUUUACACCAACCGCCGAGCAAAAAGAAAGAAACGAAAACUUAUGUUCAAACGAUGAGUGUUCGGGUUUAAAGGCAAAAUUUGUCGCUGUACUGGCCGUCGCACUCUUUGUCAUUGUUGUUCUAGGGAUUCUUGUCGGAUUUCUGUGGAGGAAAUUCAAACUACAGAGAAAAGAGAACACUACAAUGAAAGAAAUGCAAAGUGCUCCAGAACAGGCAGAAGCAAACGUCCAAGUAUUGCAGGUAGAGUUAAACCCUGAGAUACAAAACAGUGGGGUUCAACAGUUGGUCAUCUCACCGUCAUCUGAACAGGGCUACUACAACCGAGGGCUGACAGAUCAAGAUGAUUAUGAAGUUCCGACAUUUUAUCAGCCGCUAAAAAUAGAUCCGAUUCGGGUUGCGCCUCACUACCAAUCUCUGCAAAAGAAUUAGACUCAAUUGGAAUAAAGAACUUCAUAUGUAUAACCUUUCUUUACAUUUGUUGUUAUCACAUCUCUUUUUCUUCAUCAGACAAUAAAUGAAACGAAGGCCGGGUUAACGGACCGGAAGUUUUGCAGUAUUAAAUACUUAGGUGCAUGGUGUACCUACAUAUACAAGCUAAAUUACUUAUUGAUGUCACCAUGCAAACAUACAAGAAUAUUAUUAAAAUAACCAGAAUAAGCAAAAGCAGCGUUUUCAAAUAACUUCUCAUCAUUCAC